Papaver somniferum (opium poppy) is the source of this 1660-nucleotide messenger RNA. RefSeq names its product 1-aminocyclopropane-1-carboxylate oxidase homolog 1-like. The record is from RefSeq and is a predicted model, not a curated record. Bases 421 to 1545 code for a protein of 374 amino acids. The transcript has 3 exons. Lineage: Eukaryota; Viridiplantae; Streptophyta; Magnoliopsida; Ranunculales; Papaveraceae.
CUAGCUCAGUUGGUAGAGCGCAAGGCUCUUAACCUUGUGGUCGUGGGUUCGAGCCCCACGGUGGGCGCAUCCCAUCCUUUUUUAUCUUUUGCAUCUUCUUUUUUCUAAAUUUACCUCUACUUUCAAAAACUUAAGUAGGUAAAGGGGAAAGAAAACGUCGGAAGACUAACAUCAUCGCUAAAGAAGAAAAAAUUACAAAAUAAAAAAAAAAAAAAAUCAAUUUUCAAUAGUCCAUAGUGUGCAAUCAGAUAAUACAGUAGAAGCCUCUCCCUUAUCAAUCACUCCGACAGAACUGAUCUUGUUGGUUGAUACAAAGGACAAGAACCGGCCAUCAGGUUAUGGAGAUUACUGGAGCUGGAGAACAGCAUCCUUCCUAUGAUCGUCUUAAAGAACUGAAGGCUUUUGAAGAAUCAAAAGGUUAUGGAGAUUACUGGAGCUGGAGAACAGCAUCCUUCCUAUGAUCGUCUUAAAGAAAUGAAGGCUUUUGAAGAAUCAAAAGCUGGUGUGAAAGGAAUAGUGGAUGCUGGAACUGUAAAGAUCCCUCGAAUUUUCGUUAGGCCACUGGAUGAGCUCACUGAAGAGUUGGAUCAUAUUGAAGAUGAACACAACAAUUUUGAGAUUCCUGUGAUUGAUAUGGAAAGCCUGGAUCAGGAUGACCAUAGCAGACGAAAGGAAAUUAUUGAUGAAGUUCGACGUGCAUCGGGGACAUGGGGUUUCUUCCGAUUGGUGAACCAUGGAAUUCCUUUACCUGUAACGGAUGAGAUUAUUAAAGGUAUCAAAAGAUUUCAUGAGCAAGAUACAGAGAUUAAGAAACAAUUCUACUCAAAUGAUCCCAGAACAGGAUGCAUGAUUCAUACUAAUUUCGAUCUCUAUGUAUCAAAAUAUGCUAACUGGAGAGACAGUCUAAGAUGUAACCUAUUAUCUCCAGAUCCCCUUGAUCCUCGAGAAUUGCCAGACACUUGCAGAGAUAUAAUAGUUCAGUAUUGGAAGCAUAUUAAGAAGUUGGCAGAUACAGAUACUGGGUUGUUAUCGGAGGCUCUAGGAUUAGAAAAAGACCACCUUAAAAGAAUUUUUACUGAUUUCUUGGUACUUAGUGGUCAUUAUUAUCCAGCAUGCCCUGAACCUGAACUAACCUUGGGGACAAGUAAGCAUUCAGACCCGAGUUUCUUUACCCUUCUUCUACAGGAUCAUAUUGGCGGACUACAAUUUCUUCAUCAGAAUCAGUGGGUUACUGUAAAACCAAUCUCUGGAACUCUAAUAGUAAACAUUGGAGAUCUUCUUCAGCUUAUCAGCAAUGGCAAGUUCAAAAGCGCUGAACACAGGGUACUAGCCAAUCGAGAUGGACCAAGAGUAUCAGUAGCAUGUUUCCUUAAUACAAAAUUCAGUGACGACACAAAGAUUUACGGUCCUAUGAAAGAGAUACUAUCAGAGGUGAAUCCCCCUAUUUACAAAAAUAUUACGAUGAAAGAAUACACUGACCAUUACUUCGGGAAAGGACUUGACGGUGUUUCCGCCCUUAAUCAAUUUAAAUUGUCAAGUAACUAGUUGCUACAGCCUAUAGGUGUCUAUGGAUUUCUUUUUUGGGGUUUGCUGUAAGUGUCUAUGUUUGUUCAAGUAAACAGUUUAGUCUCAUAUUAUGCAAUUAUAAAGUAGAGUUUUC